Messenger RNA from Salvia splendens (bonfire salvia), 984 nucleotides. Its product is annotated as nucleolar protein 58-like. NCBI's taxonomy places the organism in Eukaryota, Viridiplantae, Streptophyta, Magnoliopsida, Lamiales, Lamiaceae. The record is from RefSeq and is a predicted model, not a curated record. The transcript has a single exon. Bases 1 to 984 code for a protein of 327 amino acids.
AUGUUGAGGCAAUCACCUCGUAGAAAUCAGAGGAGUAGUGGGGUAAAGGUGAAGCAUGUGUUGCAAGUGUCUGUGCUCCUCGGGGUCUGCAUCUGGUUGGUGUUUUACCAGAUGCCUCACCCCAACGACGGCAGAUCCUUUUCUAACCAUGGGAUCAAACUCUCACAGAAGCUGCGCACUGCCAGUGAGAUCAAGUUGGGGAGAAAGGAUCUAAAGCCGAGGACAACAACACUAGUGGAAACUGAGGGCCCAGACGUCACCAAGAUAGAUGCUGAUGGCAAGGAAACAGAGAAAAAAGAUGUGGAGGAGGGGAAGAAAGAUGGCGAUGACAAGGAAACUGAGAAAAAAGACGGGGAGAAGAAGCAGGAUGACGGUGACAAGAAAACAGAGAAAAAAGAUGGUUAUGACAAGAAAACAAAGAAAAAAGAUGGCGAUGACAAGAAAAAAGAGAAGAAGCAGAAGCAAGAUGGUGGUGAGAAGAAAACAGAGAAAAAAGAUGGUGAUGACAAGAAAAUAAAGAAGAAAGAUGGUGAUGGCAAGGAAAAAGAGAAGAAAGAUGGUGGUGACAAGAAAAGAAAGAAGAAAGAUGGUGAUGAUGACAAGGAAAAAGAGAAGCAAGAUGGCGAUGACAAGGAAACGGAGAAAAAAGACGGUGAUGAGAAGAAAAGGAAGAAGAAGCAGAAGCAAGAAGGUGAUGACAAAGAAACAAAGAAAAAGAAGAAGAAAGAAGGCGAUGACAAGAAAAAAGAUGAAGAUUCAAAAAAGGACAAGGAUGAGGAAGCUAAAGUAAGCAAGGGCAAAGAUGCAAAGCCUGAGAAGAGCAAAAAGAAGAAAAGCAAGGAAGAAGAAAUUGCAGAUGAGAGGAGAAGAAAGAAGGGAAAGGGCCAGCAAAGGAUAAGAGGAACAAUCACUGAGGAUUUCGAUUCCUCACCAAGAACAACUGUAGGAGCUGACUCUCCAUCCUCAUCACCUGGAAAUCUCUGA